UUUUUUUUUUUCUUCAGGAUAUGCUCCAAAACGGCGCCUUCACAGAAAAAAUUCAAAUAUUUCGUGCAGUUUAAUUCCGUGCUGCUGGCGGGAUAUUUGAGCACAACAUAUAGUCACUGUUUCCAGCGAAACAAUGGAGAAAGAGCUAACAAAACUGGUGCCUCGCGUGAUCGACGAAAAAAUGUUGGUGAUGGGGAGUAGAGCCGGGGCCAUUCUUUCAACAGAGUCGGAGAAAAGCGCGGCAGGUGCAAUUUUCCGGGAAGAGGGGGUCGCCUGGGACUCGGUGCAAUCCCUGGUUCUGGAGUUUAAGGAAAUAUGCCUGAUCACAAAUCUGUGGAAUUUCCGGAACUUGAAGUCACUGGACUUGAGUAACAACUUGAUCCAGGAAAUCUGUGGAUUGGAAACGUUGCAUAAGCUUCAGAAGUUGAACUUAUCCUUCAACUACAUCACAAAAAUCCAAGGCUUGCAAACUCUGACCGAUAUUCAAGAUCUUUCUUUAUACGAGAACAAAAUCGAAGUCCUGGAAAAUUUGGACGAACUAAAAAAACUGAGAAUCUUCUCCAUCGGAAACAAUCAGCUGUCUUCGAUUAGCAAUAUUCUAUAUCUGCGUAAGUUUGCAGAUCUGAGGGGACUGACACUGAAAGGAAACCCGAUUUCCGAGCAGGCAAAUUAUUUUUCGUACGUUGUUUCCCACCUGGAACAAAUAACCUUUUUCGACUACAGAUACCUUCUGGACUCCGAACGUGAAGAUGCUUUGGAACAAAACAGGAUAGCAGUGGAGACUCUGACGAACGAGGAAAAGCGGUUCAACAAGGUCCUACAAAAGCAACGAGAAGAGGAGGAAAAGCGGAACUUGCUGACUUUAGCAUUCGUCGACGUCAUAACCAGUCCUUUGGGUCUCUUGGAUUUCUUUGGGAUUCCAGAAACCGUAAAGCAAAAGUGUGCUUUGGAUAACUUCGAAGAGCUCUUCGGGCCGAUAGUCGGAAAAACGCUUUCCAAAUUCUGGGAAGAAGGGAAAAAGGUGCUCCUGGUUGCUCAGGAAAAGGGACUGAAGGCUUAUCAAGUGAGGAACUCCGACGUUCACAAAAUCAAGGAAUCGUUCAGUGCAAUUGAUAAGGAGAGUAGAGAUGAAGCAACGAGGUUGAUGGAAGCUUUCAAAGAAGACUUCAGAGAAAACAUCAAAGGUGUUGAAGAAAUUUUCGCUGCGCGUGGUUUGGACCGGAACACGAGAAAAUCGGAAGCGGAAUCUAGCAGAUCACCGACAUCCGCCUCAAAUGAAGAGUCACCCGACGAUGAACAGUUGUCCCAGUUGGCAAUUCAAGUCCUCGAACUUUCGCAAUCGUCUUGCGAGGAAAUUCGCAGUUCGCUCUUUGCCUUGGAAUUCCGAGCCGCAGGGGAACUCGAUAAUGCGCUGAAAAUAUUUGAUAAGCAAAUGACCUCUUCGAAAGAAGCUCUCGUUUCCCUCAUCUCCAAGGACUUGCAGAAAGUACUUCGGCUCGCUCAAGAAUUGGAAAAGUCACUUCGAAACUUGAAUGCUGCUCCAGCAGUGGAGGAGGGAAACGACGAGGAGACGAGCAAUAACUUCAUGCCCUUGAUGUGUGAUCUACAUAUGGCUCAGCAGAGCAUCUCGUCUUACCUCGACGAAUUCGCCUCUCGAUUAACCUUUUGGCAGAAGGAAGUCGUGGAUGAGAUCACGAAGAGCUCGGAAACUCGCCAUCGGAGACGUAUUGGUGACAUCGUGUCGUUUUCCGAACGUCACUUGAAAAAGGUGGAUGAUCUCAGGAUUGCUCUGGAUAUUGCGAAUGCGGAAUCUGCAUCGAAAGGGUUGGAAUAA
Molecule: messenger RNA, 1834 nt
Organism: Notodromas monacha
Lineage: Eukaryota; Metazoa; Arthropoda; Ostracoda; Podocopida; Cyprididae
Source: the annotation of a GenBank genome assembly